UGAAUAUAGCAGGAAACAACUUGGAAACAUCGCGCACAAGGUGUUGUACAAAUCAACCUCAAGUACUAUAUAUUUGUGUAUGUGUGUUCUUGAGAGUAUACUUUCCAUUUGAGAAACUCAAUUUUAUUUUGUGAGAGAAAUUACGAUGAGAAACCUUAAUAUUCUUAUAUUCCAUGCAUUGUUGGUGGUGUUCUCCAUUGUUGGGUUCAACUCGGCAACAGAGAAUGAAGAAAUGACGUGCAAAGAGAGGGAGAGACGUGCGCUCCUCAAGUUCAAACAAAGUCUUCAAGAUGAGUUUGGCAUGCUGUCCACAUGGAAGGAUGAUCCAAAUGCAGAUUGCUGCAAAUGGAAAGGAGUUCAAUGCAACAAUCAAACCGGCUAUGUUGAAAAGCUUGAUCUACACGAUUCUUAUGAUCAUCGAUAUUUGAGCGGUGAAAUCAAUCUUUCAAUAACUGAGCUACAACAUCUAAAAUAUCUAGACCUCAGUUAUUUGAAUACUAGCAGUCAAAUUCCAAAAUACAUUGGCUCUUUGACUAACUUAAGAUAUCUUGAUCUCUCAAAUGGUGGUUAUUAUGGGAAGAUUCCUUCUCAAAUUGGGAAUCUCUCCCAAUUGCGACACCUUGACCUUUCAUUAAACUUGUUAAGUGGCAUUAUUCCCGGUGAUUUUGGCAACAUAAUGCAUUCACUUGUGUAUCUUGAUCUCUUGUUAAACAAUCUAGAAGGCAAGAUCCCAAAAUCCAUUUGGAAUAUAUGCACCUUGGAGUCAUUUUCCGCUAGUGCGAACCAGUUGAGUGGAGAAAUUUCAGAUUUUAUAACCCAUAGUAACAAUUCCCAUUGCAUUGGAAAUGUAUCCUCAUUGCAAAUGCUCAGGUUAAGCUAUAAUCAGAUUUCAGGUAUGUUACCACCAGACCUUUCAAUCUUCCCAUCUUUGAAUUACUUGGAUCUGGUUAACAACAAAUUAAAUGGAGAAAUACCCACAACCAUUGGAUCACUUACAGAGUUAUCAAAUCUGGCGCUAUGGGGUAACUCUUUUGAAGGCAUCAUCUGUGAAUCUCAUUUCACAAACCUCUCCAAAUUGGAAGAGUUAUAUUUGUCUGGCAACUUGUUGUCUAUGAAGGUUAGUGAUGAUUGGGUUCCUCCUUUUCAAUUACGAGGUUUUGGUCUAUCAUCUUGGAAUUUGAAUUCUAGAUUUCCUAGUUGGCUUCAAACACAAAAUCGUACAUCCAAUCUUUACCUUUCAGAUGUCAGUAAUCUGCCUCCAAUACCUAUUUGGUUUUGGGGCAAAUUGCAAACACUAGAAAUAUUGGACAUUUCAAAUAACAACCUUACUGGAAAGAUUCCCAAUUUGGAACUCAAACUUACCAACCAUCCUUUUAUAGAUUUGAGUUCAAAUCAAUUUCAAGGUUCCAUUCCUUCUUUUUUAUUGCAAGCGGGUGCACUGAAUCUUUCCAAUAAUAAAUUUUCAGAUUUGGUUCCCUUUCUGUGCAACAAAAGUAAUCCAAGCAUUUUGGGAUAUUUAGAUAUAUCAAACAAUGAAUUAACGGGAGAGUUGCCUGAUUGUUGGAAUAAUUUAACCUCCUUACAAUAUGUUGACCUGAGUAAUAACAAGUUGUCAGGAAAGAUUCCCUUCUCAAUGGGUGCUCUUUCUAGUAUGGAGGCUUUGAUUUUAAGAAAUAAUAGUUUGAGUGGACAACUUCCUUCCUCAUUGAAGAAUUGCUCAGACAAGCUGACUUUUUUGGACCUUGGACAAAAUAAGUUUCAUGGUCCAUUGCCUUCAUGGAUUGGAGACAGUUUACACCAAUUAGUAAUGUUAAGUCUGCGGUUCAGUAACUUCAAUGGAAGUCUUCCUUCAAAUCUCUGUUAUUUGAAAAAACUUCAUAUCUUGGAUCUGUCACAAAAUACCUUAUCAGGAGGCAUCCCAACUUGUAUAAAUAAUUUUACUUCAAUGACUCAAAACUUUAUGAACUCAACUACAUCAAUGGACCACGUGUAUUCACCCCAAUCUGGUUCUUAUUUUAAAUUUUAUAGUUUCGACCUCUCCUUAGUUUGGAAAGGUGUAGACCUUCAUUACAAAAAGGCAGAUAAGUUCUUAAAAAGCAUUGAUCUCUCAAGCAACCAUCUUACAGGGGUAAUACCAACUGAAAUGGAGUACUUAUUUGGAUUGAUUUCCUUAAAUUUGUCAAGGAACAAUCUCACUGGGGAAAUCAGUUCAAAUAUAGGGUACUUAAAGUUACUAGAUGUUCUUGAUCUGUCGAGAAAUCAUCUGUCGGGCACAAUUCCUUCCAGUUUAGCUCACAUUGAUCGUCUCUCUGUGUUGAAUUUGUCAAACAAUCAGCUCCAUGGAAAAAUUCCAAUUGGAACACAGCUGCAGAGCUUUCCUGCUUCGAGUUUUGAAGGGAACUCUAAUCUAUGUGGAGAACCACUUGCUAGAAAAUGUCCUGAAGAAGAGCUAGUAGAACAUCAAAAGCCACAAGUACGUGCAGGUGAUGACGACAAAUCAAUAUUUUUAGAAGCAUUAUACAUGAGCAUGGGGAUAGGAUUCUUCACUGGUUUUGUUGGCUUGAUAGGCUCCAUAUUACUACUACAGUCUUGGAGAGAAACCUACUCCAGAUUCUUGAAUGCUCUAAUAUUGAGAAUCUUCAGGUGCUGGAAACAAUGAAUCUACCUGGCCAGUUUCUCUAAAGUGGAUGAAUAAUGGCAGGAUAUCCUAUUCCUACUAGAUUUGAUUGGUUAGCAGUGUGGCGUUCUCAUCCUUGACUGUUCUAUUAUGUGUAUGAUAGUAUGAAUAAAUGAGAUUCUGUUAAGACUUUAGUGUGUGUGUGUGUGUUAUGAUUUCAAGUUUGGCAGUGUUUGUAUGCAAGUGUUAUGGCUUCUGCAAUCAAGUUAGUAAUGUAAUACCUUUACCAUGAUUGUUCCA
Molecule: messenger RNA, 2917 nt
Organism: Trifolium pratense (red clover)
Lineage: Eukaryota; Viridiplantae; Streptophyta; Magnoliopsida; Fabales; Fabaceae
Product: receptor-like protein EIX2
Exons: 2
Coding region: 146-2659 (837 amino acids)
Molecular function (GO): protein binding
Source: RefSeq, a predicted model, not a curated record